Messenger RNA from Closterium sp. Naga37s-1, 1464 nucleotides. Lineage: Eukaryota; Viridiplantae; Streptophyta; Zygnematophyceae; Desmidiales; Closteriaceae. The record is from the annotation of a GenBank genome assembly.
AUGGAUGAACAGUACCAAGGCAUGGAUAAUGAACAGUGCAAAGCCGGAGAUGACUGCAAAGAAAGGAGCCAUGGGGAGGAUGGUGGGGCAGUGGAGGCGGAUUGGACCUUAAGGGAGAGGCUGAGGGAGAAGGAAGCAGCGAUGGAGGAUCUGCUAGCGAAACUGCAAGAGGCAGAGAAGCAGUUGAUGUGCCUUCGCCAGCGAGAUUCGCGUCCUGCUGCCGCUACUCCAGGCCAAGACAAGCCCCAGAUGGACACUAAAGACCUUGAGAUCGAGCGUCUUACAGCUGAGCUUCUGUUCAAAGAAGAGGAAAUGGAGCAGGUUCGGAAGCAGCAAGAGAAGGAGGAGCAAAGGCGACAGGCAGCAGAGGCAGAGGCAAUGGAGUUGAAGGAGAAAAUGGCACGGGCUGGGAUAGAGAGAGAACCACGUGUGCAGGAAGAUCGACUGGAGAUUUCUGAGCAAGCGACAGGGAAGCGUGCAGAGGAUGCAACAGGCAGUGCAGGGAAGGCGCCACAGCUUGCUGCUGUUGCUGGCGCUGCUGCUGUUGCUGGUGUUGGUGUUGGUGUUGGUGUUGGUGUUGGUGUUGGCGCUGCUGCUGCUGCCGGCUCUGGUGCAGGUGUUGCUGCUGGUGCUGCUGCUGGUGCUUUUACUGGUGCCAUGGCUGGUGCUGCGUCACCAACCUCUGGAGCCGGUGCUGCUUUAUCCUCGGACCGUGACAUGGCUUCUUUGCACAGUGCCCUGCAAAGAGUGUGGAACGGCCCAAUGUUCCCCCCAUCUUCUACCUCACACUUAACUAAGUGGGACGGGUUGCUUUCAAGGAGGCAGGAGGAGCAGAGGCAGGAGAGGAGGAAGGAUGGUAAGAGGCACGGGAGUGCCAGGCCCCAAGCGGAUAAUGACGUUGCGGCCAUGGAGGUUGACAGGGAUGAGGCAUCCGCUGACUCAGCGCAGGGCCGCGGUGACUCAGCAUGCAGAUUCGACGAGUCAAGAUCCAUGAUGCGUGACUCAGCAGAGCACAGCCGGUUUGUGGCAUCACAGCUGAUAGCCCACUGUGCUCGAGAAUUCCUAUCCCUCGUUGCGUCUCCCACUGCCUCUCACAUCCCUCCCGCCCUGGAUACAACACCUCUAUCCACUCAAUUCACCAACGCUCUCAUAGCAAGGCCCACUCCUCUGGUGCACAGGCACCUUGCCUCAGGCCCAAGGUGGGAAGAAUCGAGUGUCGAAAGAAACACAGACCCGCUACAAGUGCUGCACCGUCGCACCUCCACACACGCACAGCCGCACAGUCUAGGCACAUCGCAUGUUCUUCUUUCUGCAGAUGCAGCAAGGGGAUCAGCGGUUGUGCUGGGACUGAGAGGUGGAGAGGAGGAGGUGAAGACUGGGGGAGUGGGUGGGGAUGUCGUUUUAACGAAUGUGCAGCGGCAACUGCAGAGUGGCUUCUCAAAUGUACGCCUGGUCACGACUUAG